AUGGCCAUUCCAUAUCCUGAGGGAGAAGUCUUCUUCAUGCGCAGUGUCCUGCGCAACAAAGACCCCGCUCACUACCAGGCCGACAACCCCGAGCACUUCUACUCCCACUUCAUGGUUGAGUAUAUCUGGAACGUUGAGGCUGACCACGGUUCCAAGAAUGCAAAUUCUUGGACCGGUCACUAUCACCAGCGCUCUCCCUACGCCAUCGUCAUGGGCAGCAGCUGGAACACCCACUACGGAAACUGGGCGCAGUUGCCCUUCAGCUACGGUCCUCGUGAGACAGAUAUCAGAAGACGCCUUGAGCAUAAUCUUUGUACUAAUGGGAAUCGGUUCAAGAACCAUGAGAAAGGAGAUGCUGCUGAGGCUUGGUUUAUGACCAUGCCGAUGCCGACCAAAGAGGAACGAUGGGUGUGGAUCGAUAUGCUUGCUCGAAUUCGAGCUAUUUACAUCCCUGUAGCUUUCUCGGCUAGCGAAGACCAUCCCAAUCUCAGCAUGUGGCUACAGGUAUCGUUCACACAGAACAGAACCGUGGACAUCUGGCGCGGAGGCUCGACUUUUAUGGGUCACGAGACAAGCACCACCAGCGGCCUUGACGUAUGGCGCGAACACACCAUCGGGUUCGACAUCACGGGUUUGACUGAGCUUUUGAGCUGCCCUCGUCAGUUCCGCAAGGUGAACCCCUACGAAGCCAAGUUCAUCAAGCUUGUCCAUCGUGAUAACAUCCGAACUGUGCCUGUUAGAGCCUCGUACAACGAUGCGUACGAUUUUAGCUGGCUUACCAUUGCACAAGCGCACAGCGGUCUGAACAUCGAGUGGGGCAAGGGUGAGAAGGGAAGUUGGUUUGAGGAUUUCUUUAAGAACGCUAUUACCUUUGCUCUAGGCUUUGUGCCCGGUGUUGGACCUCUUCUCUCCAUCGCAUUCAGCCUAGGAUGGACAGCAGUUGUCAACCCUGAUCGGUUCAUGUAUGAGCUAAGCCUCUGGGCGCCGUCCGUCAAGAUCCCGGAGCUGUUUGAGGAUGACGUGCGCAAGAACUCGGCCGAGAUCAGGGGACUUACGCAUGAGUCCUUCUGGAAUAUGGGGCCUGCUGAGGCUCUGGCUGAGAUUAAGAAGCUUGAGGAGGAGGAGAAGAAGCAGCAGAAGGUUUCGGGAGAGGUUAAGUCGUACUUUCAGCUGGCGCAUGAAGUACUCCGUGUUGAUGAGGCGAAGUAUGAUAAGGAAGCUGAUGCUGAUGAGGAACCUGGCGAGGUUCUAGUAACGGUGCCUCCUCAGGAGGGCCCCACUAAUGGUCAGGCUUCUGGAGACAGGGAUCUCCAGAGUAUCAUUGAUGCCAAGCAUACCCCUCAGUUCAGUCUCCCCAUAAUUUCUCAACGACUUAUUACUGUCGCGGCGCUCGUAUCUGUUGUCGCAGGACAGUCAGGCGGAAUCCAGACAGGUCUUCAAUAUGGCGAGAACUGGGCACCUACCACAAAAGACUCCGACCUCGUCUCUGCCAACUUCCCUAACGUCAACAUCACUCUCCGAUCGCCUGCAUUUUUGAACCCUGAGAAGGUUCCUGCUCGCUUCUCAAACGGCACGGAGGGACCUACGGACGAUAUUGAACUCGAUUACUUUAUCCGCAACCUUGCACAGAAGCAUGACUGGAUGUCCUAUGAAUCGGCAGCUUUUCAAUCGGAAGAAGGCCGUGCUAUUCCAUAUGUCUUCCUGUCCCUUAAAACCAACUCGAGCAGCGACAAGCUACGCAUCUAUCUCCAGGCCGCAAUCCACGGUAAUGAGCCAGCUGCUGAUGAGUCCGUUCUUGCGUUCUUGGGUAAGAUGGAUGCUGAACCGGCGUGGGCAAAGUCGAUCUUGGAAAAGAUGGACCUCAAGAUCCUCCCUCGGUAUAACGUGGAUGGCGUUGCGUAUUUCCAGAGACAGUUGGCAUCAAACCUCGACCCUAACCGAGAGCAUCUCAAGCUCAUGCGUGGUCAGUCAAGGGAGAUCAAGCGAGUCGUCAGUGAAUGGAACCCUCACAUAGCGCUCGACAUGCACGAGUUCACUGUGCCUACAAUCUACGGCGGCCACUAUCAACAUGGCGCCGACUCUCUGCUAUCGGGCGGCAUCAACCCCAACAUCCAUCCCAAGAUUCGCGAGCAACUGCUCGACUUCUUUAUCCCAGGUGUAGGAGAGAAGCUUGAGUCUCACGGCCUCAGGUGGGAGCCUUAUGUAACCGGGCCUUCGAACCGAACAGAAGGUUCACGCAUUCGCUUCACUGAGGCCGUGACCGAGGCACGCACUGGUCGCAAUGCGGUCGGGCUAACACAAACGAUCUCAUUUCUCCUCGAGAUGCGGGGUAUUCGUAUUGCCAAUCAGCAUUUCCAACGUCGUGUUGCGACUGCUCUUAUCAAGAUCCAGACUAUUCUUGAGUUAGCGAGGGAUAACGCUGAGAAAGUCAAGUCGGUUGUCGAAGAUGCUCGUGAUGAGUUCAUCAACAGCGAUGAUGAUAUCGUCAUCACAGAUUCUUAUGUCCCAGAGAAUAGAACAUUGACCAUGGUCGAUACUCGUAAUGGUAGUGUCGUUCAAGUGCCGAUUGACUUCCAGCGGACUACCCCAUCGAUUGCGAAUCUCACCAGGCCCCGGCCCGAAGCUUAUGUGAUCCCACGAACGUGGUCUGACGUUGCCGAGAGACUGGAAAUCUUGGGCCUGGAAGUUGAAAGGAUGAAUUACGAGUUUCGACGGACCUUGGAAACCUUGACGAUUGAGUCUUCAGUCGCUGAACCAGAGCUGUAUGAAGGCACUUAUCUCAACACGGUCACCACCAACUCAACUAGUCGAGAAGUUGUGCUGCCGGUCGGAAGCUACUACGUUAGCACAAGGCAACAGAAUGCGGCCUUGGCGUUUAUUGCUCUGGAGCCAGAGAAUAUUGAUAGCUAUGUCAAGUUUAACAUUAUCCCUGUUGAAGCAGGGAUGGAGUAUCCUGUAUUUAGAAUCCCGCGGGAACAAACUCACUAG
Molecule: messenger RNA, 2988 nt
Organism: Fusarium tjaetaba
Lineage: Eukaryota; Fungi; Ascomycota; Sordariomycetes; Hypocreales; Nectriaceae
Product: carboxypeptidase 2
Exons: 7
Coding region: 1-2988 (995 amino acids)
Biological process (GO): proteolysis
Molecular function (GO): metallocarboxypeptidase activity; zinc ion binding
Source: RefSeq, a predicted model, not a curated record